Molecule: messenger RNA, 2251 nt
Organism: Cercospora beticola
Lineage: Eukaryota; Fungi; Ascomycota; Dothideomycetes; Mycosphaerellales; Mycosphaerellaceae
Product: FAD-binding oxidoreductase
Molecular function (GO): oxidoreductase activity; FAD binding
Source: RefSeq, a predicted model, not a curated record
GGUUGGAGUACAAGGCGUCAGGCUUGCUUUGGGCGAAGUUUUGGAUUGGCAAUCUUUGCGGAAUUCCACGCAGACUUGAUUGCGCACGCUUGAGAUUCACGCCGAGGGCAUACUCGCUCACGGCAUCGGAUUGCAGUGGAAGCAAUGUGACUAGGCGUGACUGUAAGGCCUGGCUAUUUUGGGACGUUUCAACCAGGUGAAGUCGACAGGGAUCAGCCAGCAGCCAAGACGAUUCGCCGAAACUCUUCUUCAUCUUCUUCCUUCUUUACCUUGCGUACAUCACGCUCUGACAAUUGCUACAUGCUUGUCGAGUGGUCAGCUUAGGGACAAGAUGGCUUCGCCUUACCGACGAUGAUGAAACAACUCUUCUGAUGUUGCUGAACGGAAUGAUCCUCGCACACGGCUCAGCAGGGGUGAAGCCGGCAGAAGCUUCGAAAACAUCACGAGCUUUCAAGAGCAUGUAAAGGGAUUUUCGAUGUCUUGUGAAAGAUGAGGUGAAGUACAGCUGUGACGCGGCAGUGAAUGUGAAGCUGAAGCCACAAGACAGCAAACGCAGGGAUUCACCUGCGCCUGCUUUGGACUCAUCCUUGGCAUCAGACUAACUCCGGCACUUUGCCUUUCCCUCGACACUACCGAUCACUUGAAUACAACAACACCUCGACCGCCGGCAAAGAUGGCGUCUCACCAGCCGCGCCUUCGCUCGCUCAUCCCCACCGCUCUCGCACUACUCGCUUCCUUCGGCGGCACUUCCGCCGCUUCCAUCACUCGUCGUCAGUAUCAGGAUGACCUUCGCCCAUGCAUCUAUUCCACGCAAGUCGUGGCUGAGUGGCCGGACCAAGGUGCUCAGAUCACAACGAAAUCGCAAAACACCAACUACCACUACACUCCGCUCGUGGUCGUCCAGCCUACCAGCCCUGAGCAAGUCGCAGGUGUCAUCAAAUGCGUCGCCCAGCGUAACGGUCAAGUCAAAGCUUCGACGUUUGGGGGAGGUCAUGGCUAUGCCUCGUAUGCUCUUGGUGGUGCCGAUGGUUUCGUAGUCAUCGACUCGAGCCGUCUCGCCGGCAUCUCUGUCGACAAGGACUCGAAGACCGCCCAUGUGUACAUGGGUGCCAAGCUAGGUCCGCUCGCUAUUGCCAUUGGCCAGGAGGGAUUUGGUCUUCCUCAUGGCACUUGCCCGUCAGUCGGUGUCUUCGGCCACGCUCUGGGUGGCGGCUGGGGAUUCAGCUCUCGCAACUGGGGCUGGCUUCUCGACCACAUUGUCGGCAUGACUCUCGUCGACCCAACUGGCGCCAUUCGCAAGCUCUCUGUAACCUCUACUGGCCAAGAUGCUGAUUUGUGGUGGGCUCUUCGCGGAGCAGGAGCCAACAACUUCGGCGUUGUUACCGACAUGACUCUCAAAUUGGAAGUCGCUCCCACCCAGGCUGUCAACUGGAACACGACUUUCCCCACUCACGACGAAUGUGCUACAGUCUUGAGAGCUGUCACGGCUCUUGCUAACGCUAUGGGCCCGAAUCAGCUUCCAAAAGAGCUCGGUUUCCAGCUGCUUGGCUACGGAGUAGGUGGCGAGGGCGUUGGAGCAUGCAAACUUGCUGGUCAAUAUCUUGGUCCCAUUGGCGAGUUCCGCCGCGCAGAGAAGGUCAUCCGGGAUGAUCUGCAUGCGAGCGGCGUUCAGACCACAGACUUCAAUGCUGUCGAAUUUCCCGGUUGGGUCGAAGCUCUCACGAGCUUGAUGGGGGGCAACCUCAAUUCACCACCAGUCCAAGUGCCGUACUACGCACAGUCCUUGAUUGAUGACGGCUCUCCAAGUUACAGCGUAUCUGGCUCACAGGCGAUCUUCCAAGCUGUGCAAGAGACUGUAAACACUCCAAACGAGGGCACUUCCAUCUCUUUCGAUCUCAACGGACCUUUCGCCAGAACCAAUGGUGAGCAACCGUACGGCGAUUCCUCCUUCGCAGUUGGUGGUCACCGAGGAUCUACCUUCAUGAGUCAAAUCUACGUCAACGGCUAUCCAGCUUUCGACAACAUGACUGCCCAAACCCCAGUCAACGCUGCUGUGGACAACCUCAAUGCGGCAGUUAGAGCCAACGAUCCAAACGGCAACUGGAAGGCAUACGUCAACUACAUCGACCCGAGACUGCAAAACUGGGCUCAGAUGUACUACGGAGAUGCUUUGCAGCGUCUCAAGGACAUCAAGAAGCAAGUCGAUCCCAACACCAUCUUCGACUAUCCUCAGGGUUUGGCACAUGCCUAG